CUAUAAUUGAAUUGACUUUUCUUCCUCUAUUACUAUCUCUAUCUACAGCACCAUGAUUGCCAUCGGUCUAGAAGGCUCAGCCAACAAGCUUGGCGUGGGCAUCAUGUCGCAUCCCAACGACGGCAGCACCCCGCAGGUCCUAGCCAACAUCCGUCACACAUAUGUCUCCCCACCAGGCGAAGGGUUCCUACCCAAAGACACAGCGCGCCAUCAUCGGUCAUGGGUCGUGAAGCUGGUGCGGAAAGCGCUCAAAGAAGCCCGCCUGUCUGUCCAAGACGUGGACUGUAUCUGUUAUACCAAGGGGCCCGGCAUGGGAGCUCCCCUGCAGAGCGUGGCCGUCGCAGCGCGCAUGUUGAGCCUACUCUGGGGCAAGGAAUUAGUCGGGGUGAACCAUUGUGUGGGACAUAUCGAAAUGGGCAGACUAAUCACCGGCUCCACCAAUCCCGUCGUCCUCUACGUCUCCGGAGGCAACACCCAAGUCAUCGCCUACAGCUCCCAACGGUACCGCAUCUUCGGUGAAACCCUUGACAUCGCCGUCGGCAACUGUCUGGACCGGUUCGCGCGCACCCUGCACAUCUCCAAUGACCCGGCCCCGGGGUACAACAUCGAGCAGCUCGCCAAAAAAGGCACGCAGCUGGUGGAGCUGCCGUACACCGUGAAGGGCAUGGAUUGUUCGUUUUCGGGGAUAUUGGCUGCUAUUGACGGCCUGGCGGCGACGUAUGGUUUGGGCGGGAAGGAGGAAGACAUUGCCGGGGAUGCAGCGGAAGCGACGGCGGGGAAGACUGGGAAUGGGAAUAGCAACGGCGGUAUCACAGCCAAACCCACCCGCGCAGACUUGUGCUUCUCUCUCCAGGAGACGAUCUUCUCGAUGCUAGUGGAGACGACGGAGCGCGCGAUGGCGCACGUCGGCUCGACGGAGGUGCUGAUUGUGGGUGGUGUGGGCUGUAAUGAGCGGCUGCAGGAGAUGAUGGGGAUCAUGGCUCGGGACCGGGGCGGGAGUGUCCAUGCGACGGAUGAGCGGUUCUGCAUCGACAAUGGGAUUAUGAUUGCGCAGGCGGGCCUCUUGGCUUACAAGACGGGGUUCCGGACGCCGCUGAAGGAGUCUACUUGUACGCAGCGGUUCCGGACGGAUGAUGUUUUUGUCAAGUGGCGCGAUUGAUUGGUUGGUUGGUUGGUUGAUGAUUGAUUAAUUGAUUGAGCGUGUGGUGACAUACCCAUUGAACGUUAGAUUUGCUUAUUGUUCACAUUAUUUGCGUCUAUGAGUACCUCAUGAGAACUGUAUCUGGAUGCUACGCCGUCGAUUGGGCUGAUGUAUCCCGGUCUAUUGUGGACGACAAUGGCAAUGAUCUCCAGUUCGAGAUGUGACCCCUCGCAUGUGAAAACUAAGCGGGGCCGCAAUGCCGAAGAAAGUCCACAACCUUGCCAAUCCGUCAAGCUUCAAGGGCCAAGCACUUGACAGCGACGCAAGAGCACAAUGGGGCUAUGAACAUAGCAAGGGCUUAUUAUGGCCAUAACGUGGAUGAUAUGAUA
Aspergillus candidus is the source of this 1530-nucleotide messenger RNA. It is a transcript of the gene kae1, whose product is annotated as O-sialoglycoprotein endopeptidase. NCBI's taxonomy places the organism in Eukaryota, Fungi, Ascomycota, Eurotiomycetes, Eurotiales, Aspergillaceae. The transcript is spliced from 2 exons. Gene Ontology annotation, cellular component: cytoplasm; EKC/KEOPS complex. Gene Ontology annotation, biological process: tRNA threonylcarbamoyladenosine modification. Bases 53 to 1159 code for a protein of 368 amino acids. The record is from RefSeq and is a predicted model, not a curated record.